This is a messenger RNA of Prunus armeniaca (apricot), 1698 nucleotides long. NCBI's taxonomy places the organism in Eukaryota, Viridiplantae, Streptophyta, Magnoliopsida, Rosales, Rosaceae. The record is from the annotation of a GenBank genome assembly.
AUGGGUCGGAAGAAGCCGACUACUCGCGACGAAGAGAACCCGCAACCUGCAGGGUCGAAAUCGAAGAAGAAGGCGCUGGUAAUUGAAGAUGAUGAGUAUUCAAUCGGAACUGAGUUGUCCGAGGAGUCUCAAGUCCAAGAAGAGAAAGUUGCUGUUACUGGAAAGAAGGGUAAAAAGGGAAAUUCAAAAGCUUCACAGCGCAGGGAUGAGGACUUAGACGAUGUGGGAAAGGUGGACGAGGGUGAUGAUGAGGUUCCCCAAGUCGCUUUCACUGGAAAGAAGAAGGGAAAGUCCAAGAAGAGUGGUGGGAAUAGUGUGUUUAGCACUUCAAGUUUUGGGUUGCUUGGUGAUGAAGAUGAGGGUGUUGAGGAUGAUGAGAAAUCUGGGUUGACAGGGGACGAGGAGGAGGAUGCUCCGGUGGUGAGUUUUUCGGGCAAGAAGAAGGCUUCUAAAUCGUCAAAGAAAACUGCUGGUAGUUUGUUUACAGGGUCAGCUUUUGAUGUCAUUGGUGAUGAGGGCGAUAGUGAUGGUGAGGUUGUUGAUGAUUCUGAGGAUAAGAGUAAAGAAGAUGAUGAAAAUGAGCCUGUAAUUGCGUUUACGGGGAAGAAGAAGCCGUCCAAGGGUGGAAGGAAGGUGGGGAGUGUGUUUGCAGCAGCUAGCUUCGAUGCCCUCGAUGAUGCGGAUGAGGAUAAGGAUGAAGAGAAAGAUGCGGACGAUGAUGUUCCUCAGAUUACUUUCUCCGGCAAGAAAAAGAAGUCAUCAAAGGCUUCAAAGAAGAGUGGUGGUAAUGCUUUUAGCGCAGCAUUGCUUGACGAGGGAAAUGAUGAAAAUACUUCUGUAUCCGAAUCAACUAGAGUUGGUGAUGACGGAGUUGAGGACGAAGAUGCAUCUGUGAUUGCAUUCACAGGUAAGAAGAAGUCUUCCAAAAAGAAAGGUAAUAGUGUUAUUACUGCAUCGAGUGAAGAAACUAAGGUUGGGGCUGAAAAUACAGAUGUAGUUGAACCAGAACAACCAAGUAAGGAAACUAAUAAAAUUGAAGCUGACGAUGCUAAAGUUAACAAGAGUAAAGAGGUUCCAGAAACUUCAAAAAGUAAGAAAAAGAAGAAGAAAAGUGGAAGGACUGCUCAGGAAGAGGAUGAUUUGGAUAUGAUUCUUGCUGAGCUAGGUGAGGGGUCUUUUGCAUCGAAACCUGCUGCUGCUCCUAUGCAAGAGGAGAAAGUUGAGGUUCAACCUGAUAUAGUCACCCCGGUUGAUGGUUCAGGUGAAAAGGAAGGUGAAGAAGAGACUGUGGAGUCCGCUGCGGCGAAGAAGAAGAAAAAGAAGAAGGACAAGGAAAAGGAGAAAAAGGCAGCAGCUGCAGCAGCGGCUGCAGGGACUGCUACUGCUUCUGUGGCCAUUGAGGAUGAAAAACAAGAAGAAAAAAAAAUUGAACCUAAAGAAUCCAAGAAGAAUGAAGUGAAAGGUAAAGCAGCAGACAGAAAGUUCCAAAGCAUGUUAGGGAGAUGCAAGAGGCCCUUGCUAGGAGGAAGGAGCAGGAAGAGAGGAAGCAAAGGGAAGAAGAGGAGAAACGGAGGAAAGAAGAAGAGGAGAGGCUUAGGCUGGAAGAACUUGAAAGGCAAAAGGAAGAGGCCAGGCGUAAGAAAAAAGAAAGAGAAAAGGAGAAGCUACAAAAGAAGAGACAGGAAGGCAAGCUUUUAA